Messenger RNA from Staurois parvus, 900 nucleotides. The record is from the annotation of a GenBank genome assembly. NCBI's taxonomy places the organism in Eukaryota, Metazoa, Chordata, Amphibia, Anura, Ranidae.
UGGAAAGGGAAGCCCAGGAGAAGUCCUCUGCAGGCUUUAUAUGACGGCGAACAGUUUGAACCCUCGUCGAUCCAAGCUACGCACCAAAAGCGUCGGGAGCUGCUGGCCAGCGCCUGCAAGACAUACACCAGGAAACGCCGCGUCUUGACCGCUGAGGACCUCAAACACCUGGUUGUGGACGACACCCAUGGGUUGAUCUAUUGCUAUGUGCCUAAGGUGGCCUGCACCAACUGGAAGAGGGUCAUGAUGGUCCUUACCGGCCAAGGCAAAUAUAAUGACCCUGCUGUCAUUCCAGCCAACGAGGCCCACAUUGCAUCAAACCUCCGCACUCUCUCAGAGUUCAGCACACCGGAGAUCAAUUACCGCCUGCGGAACUACCUCAAGUUCAUCUUCGUAAGGGAGCCUUUUGAGAGGCUGGUUUCGGCCUACAGGAACAAGUUUACCCGGACGUACAAUACGGCCUUUCACAAGCGGUACGGCACCAAGAUCAUAGAGCGCCAUCGUAGGGAUCCUUCACUUGAGGCACUUGAGCGGGGGAAUGAUGUCACUUUUGAAGAGUUCCUCUAUUACCUGGUUGACCCCCAAACUCAAAGAGAGGAGCCAUUUAAUGAGCACUGGGAACGGGUCCAUUCCUUGUGCCACCCAUGCAUCGUCCAGUAUGACGUGAUAGGAAAGUACGAAACUUUGGAGGAGGAUGCUAGAUAUCUUCUUCAGCUCAUUGGUGUAGGUGACUCCAUAAAGUUUCCAUCUUCUUCCAAAACCACACGGACCACCGAUGGUAUGACGGCACAGUUCUUCAAAGGCAUCAACCGCUUCUACCAACGCCGUCUUUUCAACUUGUACAAGAUGGACUUUCUACUCUUCAACUACAGCAUUCCGCAUUACUUGCAGAUACAUUGA